ACAACCAGUGGCAACCGCAAAGCUGUUAUAUAUUGGCUAUAGAUCCAUCAUUAUGGCUCAAUCAUCGUUUUUAGCCUCAAUGCUUUACCUUUCAGUCAAUCAUGACCGAGUCACGAGAUUGUCAGAGUCAACACGAUGACCCCGAAGCCCUCACCCGCCAAAAGUCCUCGCAAUCCUCCAUUACUCCUCCGAAAACACUCUGGAAGGAAAUUAUUUUCGUGGUCGUCGUGUCCAUGGCCCAAUUUAUGACCCAGGUUGGUCUUUGUAUGUCAAUUGCCCCUAUAUACCGCAUCGCACACAGCUUCAAUACCUCCAACUUGGGGGAGCUUAGCUGGUUCGCAGCUGCAUACAGCUUGACUGUGGGCACUUUCAUUCUCGUUGCAGGUCGAUUUGGAGAUGUCUAUGGACACAAGCUCAUGUUUAUCAUCGGCUUUUCCUGGUUCGGGCUAUGGUCGCUCCUGGCUGGGUUCAGUGUUUGGUCCGGUCAAGUCUUUUUCGACUGCUGCCGGGCCUUUCAGGGCAUUGGUCCAGCCAUACUUCUGCCCAAUGCCCUGGCCAUCCUGGGUCGAGCAUAUCCUCCUGGUCUACGAAAGGGGAUGGUUUUUUGCUUUUUCGGGGCAACCGCACCAAACGGGUUCAUUCUUGGGGGUGUCUUUUCCUCUCUGCUCGCCCAGAAAGUCUGGUGGCCCUGGGCAUAUUGGAUCAUGGCUAUUGUUUGCUUCCUCAUAGCCUUCCUGGGCAUCAUUGUAAUUCCGCAAGAGCCACGACGCAAGUUCACCGAUGACCUGUCACCCUGGAUCCGACUAGACCUCUUAGGCGCGGCUACCGGCAUCUCAGCCUUAGUGCUGAUCAACUUUGCAUGGAACCAGGCUGCCCUCGUCGGCUGGCCAAUGCCCUAUACCUAUAUCUUACUCAUAGUCGGUUUCGUCUUGCUUGCUUUCUUCGGACUCGUCGAAUGCACCGCGAAAUGUCCGCUCCUUCCCCGAUCCAUCUUCACAGGUGACCUAGCCUGGGUAUUAGGCUGCAUCGCCGCAGGCUGGUCCAGUUUCGGGAUCAUAAUCUACUACUUCUUUCAAUUUAUGGAAGUUAUCAAGGGCGAUAAUCCCCUGCUCGCCACGACAAAGUGGGUUGCCGCAGGGCCGUCCGGCGCCAUCGCAGCCCUGGUCACUGCCUUCCUCCUUGGUCGUACCCCUCCAAGCGUCAUCAUGUUUUGCGCCAUGCUCGCUUUUACAGCAGGCUUGACUAUAUUCGCCACGCUCCCGGUCCAUCAGACCUUCUGGGCACAGGCUUUUGUCACGUCACUAAUCACUUGCUGGGGGAUGGACAUGUCUUUCCCGUCCGGAACACUUAUUCUCAGUAACGCCAUGCCUCGCGAGCAUCAAGGUCUGGCCGGUUCGCUUGUCAGCACCACGGUCAACUACUCUAUUUCACUUGGAUUGGGAUUUGCCGGAACCGUCGAGUCCAAUAUUAAUGAUGGUGGUCGCGAUGUACUUCGAGGAUUCCGUGGCGCUUUAUAUAUUGGGAUUGGUCUGGCAGGAUUGGGCGUGGUUGUGUCUAUUUGCUUUAUGUUUGUGUCCUGGCGGCGAUACCGGAAGGGAUCUGGUCGUUCGUAA
Molecule: messenger RNA, 1613 nt
Organism: Aspergillus ruber CBS 135680
Lineage: Eukaryota; Fungi; Ascomycota; Eurotiomycetes; Eurotiales; Aspergillaceae
Product: MFS transporter
Exons: 2
Coding region: 102-1613 (503 amino acids)
Biological process (GO): transmembrane transport
Cellular component (GO): membrane
Molecular function (GO): transmembrane transporter activity
Source: RefSeq, a predicted model, not a curated record